UCAACUUGGAGAAUCCACAGGAGAGCAAAGGGUUAAAAAGUCGGGCUGAUUGACAGAGUGGCAGCUGUCUGAAAUCAGUCCCUAAUUGCUAAUCAGCGUCGCUGCAGCUUUAAAAGCACCACACCUGAAAGGAGGGCGGUAAUUCAAAGCUGGAGAGGGACAAACUAAAAAGCGUGCGUCCAGCAGCAGCAACAAACCAGCAGAAGAAAACUACAAAGAAGCAGCACUGGUGCAGCCAUAAAAAGCUGGAGAGGCGGCCGGUUUUUCACCUUACAACCUUACGCUGUACUGCAAACAACAAAAACUAAAGUAAAGAAGAACUCAAAAGAAAACAAAGUUGUGGUCAUUGUAUGAGUGAAACCCAGUGAAAACCUCCUAUAUGGACUGUACCAUCCCUUUCAAGCGGGGAAACUGCAAAAAUACCCAAGGGCUUGACAGUGAAAAACCGGGGCUGUAAGCUGGAACAGUGAAAACAGUGACCUGGAAAAAGAUAAAAAACCACCCUGCAAACAGUCAGUGGACCCAAAUCCAACAUGGCUGAUCAAACAGUCAGGAAAACAGUUGAGCAGCUCAAAAAUGAGCGGACUGCUGCAAAACGAUCCUUCACACGACUAGCUAACAGUAUCAUCAGAACUCACGACGGCAUGUCAGAAGACCAGCUCCAAUAUAGCUUCAAUAAACUCUCCAUGGGAGCCGACAAAGUCAUGGAAACCAAUGACGAAGUCAUGGCAGAGGUCAUUGCAGUGAAGGAGGCAGAGCUGAAAGAGGAGGAGUCAGUCGAACUAACCGAACAGCAAGAAGCCGACAUAGCAAGGACCACAAAUGAAUGUGAAUUAAAGCUGAAGGAGGUUGGAGAGCUACUUAGAGACAUGCUUUGGCAAAAGUUUGGAGAUGAACUGUGCACAGCUGUAGAACUAGCAGAAGCUGAGUGUGAGCGUGUCGCUCGAGUACGUCCUGAUGGCAACCAUGAGGCCUACGAAUUCAUGCUCAGCCAUCUGAAGUCACUGGUGGGGACCGCAAAGGAAGCUCAUUGCAAGUGGCAGCAGUGGGUUCCAGUGGAAGACCAGAAGGAGUUCCGCAAUCGGUUGAAAGAGAUCGAACGGGAAGCAACCAGUCUGGUUUCCAGAAAGGCUGAGUUCAUCAUGGCGAGACGACAGGAAGACACAAGGUCAGGAUCAACAAAUACUGCCAGUCAUCCCAUCUUUACCCCAACCAUUAGGCUGAAACCCACAGCUCUCCCCAGAUUCUCUGGCUACAAGCGUGAUUUUCACAGGUGGAGAAGAGACUGGGAGUCGCUCCAAAAACAGGGAGAACCAACCGGCUCCAAAGAAGUGAAAAAGAUACAGUUGCUAGACAGUCUCGAUGACAGGAUCAAGAAAGACUUUCACCUCACUACUUAUAACACCGCAGAUGACAUUCUCCGUGUCUUGGAGAACCGCUAUGGCAAUCGAACGGCUAUUGCCAUUGAAAUAGUGGAAGACCUUCAGAAGAUGUCUUCUGUCAGAAGUAGCCAACCAAGGAAAAUUGUCGAGUUGAUUCAAGCCGUGGAGAAAGCACUCUGGGACCUGAGUGACCUCGGAGACACAGGCGCCAUAAAGAAUCCUCUCGUAACAAAAUCGAUAGAGAGUAAACUCCCUGAGUCCCUUAAGAAGGAGUGGCUUGUUUAUGUAGCCGAUCCAAAAAAUGGUGUGACACCAGAGAAAAGGUUUGAUUAUCUCUUGGCGUUUCUCAAGCAGCAAGAGACUAUCUACGAGGAGCUCGAGCAGCUACGAGAUGAGGAGCCAAGUAAACCAAGUAAGCCGAGUUGGAAAGACACCAGAAUUGAGCAGAAAAGUGCCAGAACCAAGUCUACAAAGUCAGCUGAUGACCAAGGCUGUGUAGUCUGCGGCGAUGUCAAACACAAGAGGAAGCUCUACUUCUGCAAGCAGUUCAGGGCUCUGAGGGCAGCAGAAAGGAAGGCUUCAGUAAAGAAGUUGGGUGCGUGUACAAGAUGCCUUGAGGUUCACGACGACCAGUCAUCCUGCAAACCUGGCUUUCUAUGCAGAAACGAGGACUGCAGAGAUGGAGAGGCUGAGCAUCACUACUACCUCUGUCCCAAAUCGGUGUCAAAGAGGUCUGGUGACAAAUCUGAGAAGGACAAAGGCAAAAAGAAGUACACAGAGGGUCAAGAAGAUUUCAUCAAAAAUCUCCCACCAGACCUAGCAAAGCAGUGUAGGGAGGCUUUCUCAAAUGUUGCCUCCAGAGUCUUCAAAACUUCAAAUGACCAACAAAGUCUACUUGAAAAGAGUGGAAUGCAAGAGCUUCCAGUGAUCAUGAUGCUACUCGUCGUCACAGCUAACGCCGGACAGAAAGUCGGAACACUCAUCGACUUAGCAUCUGACACAAAUUACAUCACUCACAGAGCGGCCAGCCGCCUGGAUCUCAAGAGUGAAGAUAUCAUGCUCGUUGUACACGGAGUUGGCGGAAUGAAGGUUCAAGUAAAGACAAAGCGCUAUCUCCUCAAAAUCCGUGUAUCCACCCCCAAGGGCACACUGAGAGCACAUCAAUUGGUUUGCUAUGGGCUUGACAACAUUGCAGAUGUCCACAAAAGUGUGACACCUGAGCAACUGCAGCCAUUCUUCCCAGACGUACCUCUUGAUGAGCUUGUGAGGCCCAAAGAAGUCGAGCUUCUCAUUAGCCACAGAGAAGGCCAGCUAGCUCCUCAGAGGAUCAGAGUCGUGGGAGACCUCGUACUGUGGGACGGACCACUCGGGAGAACAGUUGGAGGAACCCACCCCAGACUGUUUGAGGAGGUUGAAGUGUCAGCCCACAUGUCAAAGACGCACUUUGCAAGAUCAAUGAGAGCAGCAGCUGUGAAAUAUGAAGAGCUCACUAACCCCAUUCCAGAACAAAACCCCUCAAGCAAAGAAGCAGCUGAAAUACAGGGAUCAACUGUUUCGACCAGCAAAGAGAGUUUCCUGAAAUGGUGGCAAUGGGACAGCAUUGGCGCAGCAUGCGAGCCCAGAUGUGGAGGCUGCCGGUGCGGAAACUGCCAGCCCGGUGGUAAAGAAAUGACCCUUGCCGAGGAAAGGGAGCUUGAGGUGGUAAAGGAUGGACUCACCUAUGUCAUGAGCGAUGAUCACAGCAGAGAACCACAUUGGCAUGCAAAGUAUCCCUGGCUAGAGGAUCCAGCCUCACUGCCGAACAACAGAGGUGCAGUUGAAGCAACAUUCCUAAGAACAGAGAAGCAGCUAGCCAAAGCACCAGAGUGGAAGUCUGCCUACAAAGCUCAAGUGCAUGACAUGGUCGACAGAGGAGCUGCAAUCAAGUUGACUAAAGAGCAGAUCAUGACCUGGAAAGGACCAGUAUGGUUCGUGAGUCACCUUAUUGCACCAAACCCACACUCUACAACAACCCCAGUAAGACUCGUCUGGAACAGCAGUCAAAAGUUCAGAGGCACCAGCAUGAACGACUUGCUGAUGAAAGGGCCAGACGUCCUUAACCAGAUACGUGCUGUCCUCCUGAGGUUCAGAGGGGGAACCAAUGCUGCCUUAGGGGACAUCAGGAAAAUGUACAAUUCUGUAUGGUUGGAAGAUAGAGAGAUGCACCUCCACAGGUUCCUCUGGCGGGAUUCUGAGGACAAAGAGUUGGAGGAGUACGCAAUCACCAGAGUCAAUAUUGGUGACAAGCCUGCAGGAUGCAUAGCACAGCUCGCAAUGCGAGAAACAGCCAACCUACCUCCUUUCGCCCACCUUGAAGAGGAGCGAGAGGUACUACAAAAUGAUAGCUACGUUGACGACAUCCUCACGUCUCACAACGACUUCGAGAAGUUGAAAACCAUCACAGCAAACGUGGAGCAAAUCCUGAAAGCUGGAGGUUUCCUGUUGAAGCCUUGGGUCUUCUCAGGCCAAAGUGGGAGGAAGGGGAACGACAACAAACCAAUGAAGACCAAAGUUAAGAACAUGGUCCUCCCGAAUCAAAUGAGGGAUGAAGAUAACAAAGCGCUUGGUCUAGGCUACCUUGUGGAAGAAGACAAGAUCCAUGUCAUGGCAUCCAUUAACUUCUCAAAGAGAAAGAAGAAGAUGCGACUUGGCCAAGACCUUCUACUAGACCAAGUAAGAGCGCAAACCCCAAACCCUUUGACAAGAAGGAACCUCCUGAGUCAAGUCUCAGGGUUAUAUGAUCCAGUUGGUCUGGUAACUCCUGCCAAGCAGAAGGGUGCCAUCCUUGUGCGGAGAGCAUUCCAGGAGGCAAAGAGCGACAACUGCCCUGUCAAAGACACCUGGGAUACAGCAUUGUCAGACAGCCUCAGAGAAGAUGCAAUCCGACUCUUCGAAGAGUAUGUGCAACUCGGGCAGGUUACAUUCACCAGGGCCAUAACGCCUCCAAGCUUCAUUGGAAAACCUUGGGCAAUAACAUUCUCCGAUGGAAGCGAGCAUGCCUACGGCGCUGUGAUGUACCUCCGGUGGAACACCGACCAAGGCCCAUUCGUCACUCUGGUGGAGUCCAAGGCGAAACUAACUCCUUUAGACCAAAAAGGUGAUGCUGUCAAGGCAGAGAUGUGCGGAGCAGUGUUUGCCUCACGUCUCAAAAAGUACUUCGAGCAGCACAGCAAGAUCCAAGUUGGAAAGUGGUUCCAUGUGAUUGAUAGCCAAACAGUCCUCGGUGCAAUCCAGAGAGUGAGCUAUGGUUAUCAGACCUUCUUCGCAAACAGAAUCGGAGAGAUCCAGAACACAACAGCGAUCCAAGACUGGUGGUGGGUUCCUGGUCCUCUCAAUAUUGCUGACAUCAUAACCAGAGGGGCCAGUCCUCAAGACCUGGAUGAAACUUCAGAAUGGCAGAACGGACCAACGUUCUUGAAGUUACCAGUGGAUGAAUGGCCAAUGAAAUCUGCCAAAGAUUUGGUGACAGCUGCCAGAGACAGUGUCAACAGAUUGCAAAAGAAAACGUUUGUUGCAGCACUAACCAGAGCCAAGGCCAAGGCACAAGUGCCAUCAGAUCCAAAGGAUGCCAACACACAAAACCCAUUAGAACUAAAGCUAGAUCAGGAACAAACCCAAACACACCCAAAAAGGCCACCAGCAGGAUCAGCUGUCCUAAACCUUGUGAACGUCAAGCGGUUCAGCAAUCUAAGUCGACUCGUCAAGACAGUUGCUUGGAUUUGGAGAGCAGCAAAGAAGUUCAUUAGAGGGAAACGCCAAACUGCAAACAGUCCAAAGUGGGAGGCAGUGUCGUCUUCACAAGUCAUCUCAGUGAAAGAGAGAGAAGACGCCCUAAGAGACAUCUUUCUUGCGGUUCAACAAGGUGCAUCCUUCCCAAGUACAACCACAGACAGGCUGGUGGUGUACAGAGACCAAGAGACUGGCUUGUUGGUCUGUGGGGGUCGCGUGCAGAUCUUCAAUGAAGAUAAAGUUGCUGUCCCUAUCUUGUCGUAUGAAGCCUGGGUAUCAACGCUGUUAGCACGAGAAGCCCACGAGGAGAACCACGAUGGAGUGGCCGGAACCUUGCUCAAGAUGAGGAGGAGAGCAUGGGUCGUUAAGGGUCGGAGGAUUGCUCAGAAAGUGGUCGAAAACUGCAUGCUCUGCAGAAAAACGAAAGCAAAAAGAUGCCAGCAAAUAAUGGGUGAUCUACCUCCAGAGAGGACAGAACCAGCUGCCCCUUUUGAAUACACAACAGUAGACCUCUUCGGACCUUACCAAGUCAAGGAUGAUGUCAAGAAAAGAGUGUCACUGAAGGUUUGGGGAGUUGUGUUUUGUUGCAUGGCUUCCAGAGCUAUUCACACAGAGCUGGUGAACUCUCAAUCCACUGAAAGUUUCCUGUUCGCCUACCAGAGGUUCACAGCACUACGAGGUCAUCCAAAAAAGAUCUGGUCAGAUCCAGGUACUAACUUUGUAGGGGCUAAGCCAGUCCUAGAAGAACAGUACAGAUUCCUUGCCAAUCUUGACAAAGCUACACUAGAAGAGAGAGCUGCCAAGAAUGGCACAGAAUGGACAUGGAAAAUUCAUCCAGCCGAUUCUCCACACCGGAACGGUGCUGCAGAAGCUGCUGUGCGCAUCAUCAAGAGAGCACUGCAGAGUCUGGGAGGAGAGUCGGGGUCAAGUUGGAGUGAAUUCCAAACAACUCUCUACAUGGCAGCCAAUCUUACGAAUGGAAGACCAAUUGACGCCAGAACACAGAGCCGAGAAGACAGCGUUCAGUUCAUCACUCCUAACUGUCUCCUGCUCGGACGAGCAUCGCAGAGUGGAGAUGUCAGAACAUUUGACUUCAGUGACUAUCCCUACAAAAGGCUUAAAGAAAUGCAAGCGCAAGUGAACAAGUUCUGGAGGCACUGGAGUCAACUCGCUGGCCCUAACCUAUUCGUAAGGAACAAGUGGCAUACAGCCAAGAGAAAUGUCGCAGUCGGAGACAUCGUCUGGAUUGCAGACCAAAACGCCCUGAGGGGUCAGUUCAGGAUUGCAAGAGUGGUCAGUGUCAACUCGGACAGCAAAGGAAUUGUGAGGGAUGUCAACGUCAGAACCUUCCCAAGCUACCCUGUUCCUGUCACAAGGCCUACCACAGCAAAAGCAAAUCACCAAACAUCGAAAAAACUCAAAGAAGAGAUCCCAGCGACAGUUCUUCACAGAGACGUCAGGCGACUGGUCGUCUUGCUUCCCACUGAAGAGCAGAACAAAGCGUCUGACCCAAGUUUACCUUUGUAACAUGCGACCUCCCAGGUGUCUCCACUGGAAAGUCGAGUGGGAGGUGUGAAGUCAACUUGGAGAAUCCACAGGAGAGCAAAGGGUUAAAAAGUCGGGCUGAUUGACAGAGUGGCAGCUGUCUGAAAUCAGUCCCUAAUUGCUAAUCAGCGUCGCUGCAGCUUUAAAAGCACCACACCUGAAAGGAGGGCGGUAAUUCAAAGCUGGAGAGGGACAAACUAAAAAGCGUGCGUCCAGCAGCAGCAACAAACCAGCAGAAGAAAACUACAAAGAAGCAGCACUGGUGCAGCCAUAAAAAGCUGGAGAGGCGGCCGGUGAGAAACGAACUGUGUGGAACUAAUGUGAUUUGUUUAUUGAGAGAUGUGGUUUGAUAGAAACGGUUUGAAUGCUGCUAAAAAUUCAGUCUAUAUUUGCAUUUUUAAUGAGACUGCAUAAGUUAAAAACUGUUUAAAAACAUAAUUCGUAAAAAUACACUAAAAGGAAAAACAAUAUUCACAAGUGUUAAAAAAUAUAUGUAAAGCAUGUAUUUUUGCAUUUAUUAUUUCAUGUGCAUUGUAUUUACAGUAAUUAUUUUUAUUUUUCAUUUAAGGUUUUUCACCUUACAACCUUACGCUGUACUGCAAACAACAAAAACUAAAGUAAAGAAGAACUCAAAAGAAAACAAAGUUGUGGUCAUUGUAUGAGUGAAACCCAGUGAAAACCUCCUAUAUGGACUGUACCAUCCCUUUCAAGCGGGGAAACUGCAAAAAUACCCAAGGGCU
Molecule: messenger RNA, 7435 nt
Organism: Trematomus bernacchii (emerald rockcod)
Lineage: Eukaryota; Metazoa; Chordata; Actinopteri; Perciformes; Nototheniidae
Exons: 2
Coding region: 534-6677 (2047 amino acids)
Biological process (GO): DNA integration
Molecular function (GO): nucleic acid binding
Source: RefSeq, a predicted model, not a curated record